AUGCCGCCGAAAAAGUACAAGCCUCGGGCUAACAUGCUCUCACGUGCAAAGCUCGCCAAGUCGUCCAAUGACGAGUCGGAAUACGACGAGGAUGAUAGCGGCUCUUCCUCUUCCUCUGGCGAACGUGACGGACGGUCCGAUGCCGACGACGAAGACGGCGGUUCGAGAGCGUCAGACGAGAAUACUCAGAUACAAGCAGAUUCACGCCUAGCACGCUCUUUAGGCACACGCACGUCAGGACGCGGCAAAGGCGAAGUGCUACCCCCACUACAUUCUAUUGGCCUAUCGAACUACCCUGCGAAGAAGGUUGGUCUCUACAAUCCACACGCGAAACUACAGGCCUUCGAAAAGGCGUACCCGCAAGAAGUCCCACCCGCGCCUAACGCUAACCUCCAUGAUCUUUGGAAAAAGAGCAAAGCUAAAGAAGACCGCCCACAUUCUUUUUACGACCCAUUCAUACCCAGCAUCAAAGGCGACGUGGAUCGUUGGAUCGCCCAAGGAGCUCCUGCAGGCCUCAAAACCCCGUACGCUAAAACUCAGGUGCUUAACGUGGACCCAGUGGAGCAGAGAGCAACGAUGCGCGGCCAAGGCUUUCCUGCGCCAAUGAAUGGCCACACCAACAAUAUCGUCGAGGAAUGGCUUUCUCCCAACGACACUUUCCAGGAAGAUUUCUCCGUGUUCAAGACCUUGAGCGAUGAAGAGAAGCAAGCCAUAGUUCGCCGCGAGGCCGAGCAGUACGGCUUGGAAAAGCCGCGAGGAUACAACGUGUCCUUCCAUUACAAUCCACAUGUCGAGUAUCACCAUUUCGGUAGCAGCCAUCCAAUGAAACCAUGGCGGUUGACCUUAACGAAGCAAUUGGUCUUGGCUUAUGGUCUGGAGUAUACCAUGGAUUUAUACGAGCCCCGUCCAGCGACCAUUGACGAGUUGGAGGUGUUCCAUGACCGCGAGUACCUUUCGUUUCUCAGCCAAGUCACACCGCAGAAUGCAAAACCUGACGAUCCUGCAUACUUGUCUUUUGGAUUUGGCGGCGAGUCCAACGACUGUCCUGUUUUUGACGGCCUCUGGAACUACGUUUCAAUCUACAGCGGUGCUUCGAUGAGCGCCGCGCAAAAUCUGAACAAUAAGCAAUCUGACAUAGCGAUCAAUUGGUCCGGCGGCUUGCAUCAUGCUAAAAAGAACCUCGCAUCUGGCUUCUGCUACAUCAACGACAUCGUCUUAGCCAUUCAACUUCUCCUUACCCAGAACCAACGUGUGCUAUACAUCGACAUCGAUGUGCACCACGGAGACGGUGUCGAGGCCGCCUUUGAAUCUACUGACCGCGUGUUCACCCUCUCGUAUCACAAGUUCGGCAUCGAUAGGAAUGGUUAUCCCUUUUUCCCUGGAACCGGCAACAUCAAUGAGAUGGGCCCUACAGACCCCGCCAACCGCGGAAAAGGCCAUAGUCUGAAUAUCCCUAUCGAUGACGGCAUCGACGACGAGCAAUAUAAGUGGCUAUUCAAGACCGUCACGGGAGCCGUGAUCGAGAAAUACAACCCAACGGCUAUUGUGCUCCAGUCUGGCGCCGACUCGCUUGGCGGUGACCGUUUAGGAAGAUUCAACCUCAACAUCAAAGCCCACGGCUUCUGCGUUGAAACCGUGAAAUCUUAUGGUCGCCCACUCCUUCUUAUUGGAGGAGGCGGGUACACGCCUCGGAACGUGGCGCGCACUUGGUGUCACGAGACAGCUGUCUGCGUUGGUACGGAAUUGCACAACGAACUUCCUACGCACAUCCCGUAUAUCCAGGCUUUCCAGGGUGCGGAAAAUGGAGGCGGCAUACUGUAUCCCGACCUACACAACACAAAACGACACGACAACCUUAACACUCAAGACAACCUACACAAGCUGGUGACACAGGCUCUCGAGAAUCUGAGAUAUGUUGAGGGCGCGCCGAGUGUGGUUUGCAACACAAUGGGACUUAGUGACGAGCAAAUCAUGAAGAUUAGGGAGGAGAUCGAUAAGGAGUUUGAAGAUGAGGCCGAGAGCAGGGAGACGCUGACUGUGGAGAACACCAGACGGCGCAAGGAGAGGAACACGGGAGGCAGGGGUGAGAGAGGUCUGAGAUGA
Didymosphaeria variabile is the source of this 2103-nucleotide messenger RNA. It is a transcript of the gene HOS2, whose product is annotated as histone deacetylase. Gene Ontology annotation, molecular function: histone deacetylase activity. Lineage: Eukaryota; Fungi; Ascomycota; Dothideomycetes; Pleosporales; Didymosphaeriaceae. The transcript has 3 exons. The record is from RefSeq and is a predicted model, not a curated record. The coding region runs from base 1 to 2103 and encodes 700 amino acids.